AUGCAAGCAGUCUCUAUUCGCCAGGGCUCUACCCCCUACUCGGCAGCAAACCCCGCCCCCGCAUCUGCCCUAUUCCUCGACGACAACACCCCGAUCCCACAGCUCACGCGCCCAGGAGAGCUUCUGGUCCGCGUCCAUGCCGCGACGGUGACGCGUGAUGAACUGGCCUGGCCUGAGACCUACGGGCCCAACGAUAAGUCGAUUCUGGGACACGACUUUGCCGGUGAAGUGGUCGAUACGUUUGACCAGACGGGUACGGGGCUCACUGCGGGGGAUCAUGUCUACGGCAUGACUGCUGCGAAGCGGGCACACUCGACGUGGGCCCAGUUUGCGGUGGUCCAGAGCGCUGAGGCCGCGCGCAAACCGGCCAGUCUGGACUGGGCUAGCGCGGCGACAGUCCCCAUGAGUGCCCUGACGGCCUGGCAGGCCUUGUUCGUCCACGCCGGAGUCCCCGAGCCGGACCUGUCAAACAACACCACCAGAACGGCCUCCAAGGAAAACCCGCGCAGGCUCCUGGUGACCGGUGCCUCGGGGGCGGUCGGCUCGUAUCUGGUGCAGCUGGGAGCCCUGACUGGGCUACACGUGACGGCUGCCUCACGGUCGAAAACAGAGAACGCGGACUUCCUUCAUUCACUGGGUGCGGAUGAGAUAGUGGAGUAUGAGGAGCUGCUCGGCAAGGAAAAUGAAUUCGACGUCGUGACUGAUACGGUCGGGGGCCAGGCUCUGGAAAGUUGCUGGCGUCUUGUCCGGGAUGGAGGGUCUUUGAUCACGGUUGAUUCGUCGAGUUUGGGUUUUAUGGAAGAGCUUCCGAAGAACCAGGAGGAAAAGGCCAAAAGGGAAAAGGUCAAGGCUCGAGGGUUUAUUGUCGAGGCGGAUGGUGUUCAGUUGCAGAAAAUCGCUGUGGCGGUGGACUUGGGCUUGCUGAAAACGUUCGUUGCGCAGAUAUUCCCAAUCUGGGAGGCCUCUGAAGCCUAUGAGGUGGGUGGUAGGAGGUUGGCACGAAGGGGGAAGAUUGUACUUUCAGUAGCUGAAUAA
This is a messenger RNA of Aspergillus heteromorphus CBS 117.55, 1035 nucleotides long. Its product is annotated as NADP-dependent oxidoreductase. The coding region runs from base 1 to 1035 and encodes 344 amino acids. Gene Ontology annotation, molecular function: oxidoreductase activity. Lineage: Eukaryota; Fungi; Ascomycota; Eurotiomycetes; Eurotiales; Aspergillaceae. The transcript has a single exon. The record is from RefSeq and is a predicted model, not a curated record.